AUCAUUUUCACCGAAGUAUUAACUUUUAAUUCACCUCUUAUUUUUCAAAGUGCAUUUCAUUUCGCCGUUUACAGAGAACGUAGAGUAAACGCUGGCUUUGCACCUUCUCUAUAUUGUACAUUCUCUGCCGUUUAUCACUGUCAAUGGAGCGUUUUCUUGUUUUGCUUACUUUUGUGCCGCUGUCAAAAGGUGAAAAACGACAUCGACGACGUCGGCGAGCAGCGAAUGACUUCGAGUGUAAAGUGGUGGCAGUGCCGCUAAUUUUUCAUUAAUUUUCUAGGAAAUAAACUUUGAUUAUUCGAUUGUUUUGCAAAAAGUAUUGAACGAAGUUUACUAAAUGUAUUUGUGGACAAAGCAAAGUGAUCGAGUUAAAAGUAUUGUAAACUUAUGUGUGUUUUUGUAACACCGAAAAGUGAACCCGAAGUUAAAACAAGAAUUUAAAAAUAGAAGGUUCUGCACCCAUACAUAUAUAGAGAAAUAAAAUAAUUAAUGUGAAAAGAGCUAAAUUAUAGCCACAGCAACCGUUAAGGAAAGCGAACAAAACGAGCGAACUAACGAAAAAAACAAAAAAAAAAAAACAAUUAAUAAGGGUGUUAACGAGUCACAACUGUGUGAUCCUGAAGCACAAAAACAAACAAUAGUAGCAAUCAACCAAGAAUUAAGUUUGAUUGCAUCGCUGUUGCAGUAAAAGAUUAUUCCUAAAAAAUUAACUGCUGCAAAAUGACGCAAGUUUUGCCAAUACGCUUCCAGGAGCAUUUGCAGCUCACAAAUGUCGGCAUCAAUCUCAAUUCGAUUUCGUUCAGCACUCUCACCAUGGAGUCGGACAAAUUCAUUUGUGUGCGUGAAAAGGUCAACGACACCGCACAAGUUGUCAUCAUCGACAUGAACGACGUCAGCAAUCCGACCAGGCGUCCCAUCUCCGCAGACUCGGCCAUCAUGAAUCCAGCCAGCAAAGUUAUUGCUCUAAAAGCUCAAAAGACCUUGCAAAUUUUCAAUAUAGAAAUGAAAUCGAAAAUGAAGGCGCACACCAUGACCGAAGAUGUUGUGUUCUGGAAAUGGAUUUCUUUGAACACUCUCGCCUUGGUGACCGAAACCUCGGUCUAUCAUUGGUCCAUGGAGGGCGACUCUACACCGCAAAAAAUGUUUGAUCGUCAUUCCUCGUUGAACGGUUGUCAAAUUAUCAACUAUCGUUGCAAUCCAUCGCAACAGUGGUUGUUGUUGGUGGGGAUUUCGGCAUUGACAAAUCGGGUGGCAGGCGCCAUGCAGUUGUAUUCGGUGGAGCGUAAAGUGUCGCAGGCAAUUGAAGGUCACGCUGCCUCCUUCGCCAGCUUCAAGAUGGAGGGCAACAAAGAGCCAUCAACGCUCUUCUGUUUCGCCGUACGCACUGCCAGUGGUGGAAAAUUGCACAUUAUUGAAGUUGGUGCCGCUCCAGCUGGCAAUCAGCCCUUCCCAAAGAAGUCGGUAGAUGUUUUCUUCCCACCCGAGGCACAAAGCGAUUUUCCCGUCGCCAUGCAAGUUUCCGCCAAAUAUGAUACCAUUUAUUUGAUCACCAAAUAUGGCUAUAUCCAUCUGUAUGACAUGGAAACGGCCACGUGCAUAUACAUGAAUCGUAUCUCGGCGGAUACGAUCUUUGUGACGGCACCGCACGAGGCCAGUGGUGGCAUAAUCGGUGUUAAUCGUAAGGGACAAGUGCUCUCCGUAACCGUUGAUGAAGAGCAAAUUAUACCGUACAUCAAUACAGUGCUACAGAAUCCCGAUUUGGCAUUGCGCAUGGCCGUGCGCAACAAUCUCUCAGGCGCCGAGGAUCUCUUUGUUCGUAAAUUCAAUAAAUUGUUUACUGCAGGUCAAUAUGCUGAAGCCGCUAAAGUCGCAGCACUCGCACCAAAGGGUAUAUUGCGUACACCACAAACCAUACAACGCUUCCAGCAGGUGCAAUCGCCCGCUGGCUCGACGACGCCACCCCUUUUGCAAUACUUUGGCAUACUGCUCGAUCAGGGCAAGUUGAAUAAGUAUGAAUCGUUGGAGUUGUGCCGACCGGUGUUGGUGCAGGGUAAGAAACAGUUGUGUGAGAAAUGGUUGAAGGAGGAGAAGCUCGAAUGCAGCGAGGAGUUGGGUGAUUUGGUUAAGACAUCCGAUUUGACUUUGGCACUCUCUAUCUACUUGCGCGCCAAUGUACCCAAUAAAGUCAUACAAUGUUUCGCCGAAACGGGUCAAUUUCAGAAGAUCGUUUUGUAUGCCAAGAAGGUCAACUAUACGCCCGAUUAUAUUUUCCUCUUGCGUUCAGUGAUGCGCACUAAUCCAGAGCAGGGCGCCGGUUUCGCUUCAAUGUUGGUUGCCGAGGAGGAAGAACCGUUGGCGGAUAUCAACCAGAUUGUGGACAUUUUCAUGGAACAUUCGAUGGUGCAGCAGUGUACGGCCUUCCUCUUGGACGCGCUCAAGCAUAAUCGCCCCAAUGAAGGAGCUCUGCAGACUCGUCUGCUUGAAAUGAAUUUGAUUUCAGCGCCGCAGGUGGCCGAUGCCAUACUCGGCAACGCCAUGUUCACGCACUACGAUCGCGCGCACAUCGCACAGCUCUGCGAGAAGGCCGGAUUGUUGCAGCGCGCAUUGGAACACUAUACCGAUUUGUAUGACAUUAAACGCGCUGUGGUGCAUACACAUUUACUAAAUGCUGAUUGGUUGGUGAGCUACUUUGGUACGCUGUCUGUUGAGGAUUCGUUGGAGUGCUUGAAAGCGAUGUUAACGGCGAAUAUCCGACAAAAUUUGCAGAUUUGCGUGCAAAUCGCCACAAAAUAUCACGAACAGUUGACCACCAAAGCGUUGAUCGAUCUCUUCGAGAGUUUCAAAUCAUAUGAAGGUCUCUUCUAUUUCCUCGGCUCUAUUGUUAACUACUCGCAGGAUCCAGAGGUGCAUUUCAAGUAUAUACAGGCGGCCUGCAAAACCAAUCAAAUCAAGGAGGUGGAACGGAUUUGUCGCGAAUCCAAUUGCUAUAAUGCCGAACGUGUUAAGAACUUCUUGAAGGAAGCAAAACUCACCGAUCAGUUGCCGUUGAUCAUCGUUUGCGAUCGUUUUGAUUUCGUUCACGAUCUUGUGCUCUACUUGUACCGUAACAAUUUGCAAAAGUAUAUCGAGAUUUAUGUGCAAAAGGUGAAUCCGUCACGUUUGCCUGUCGUCGUUGGUGGUCUCUUGGAUGUUGAUUGCUCCGAAGAUAUUAUCAAAAAUUUGAUACUUGUCGUAAAGGGCCAGUUCUCGACCGAUGAACUAGUGGCUGAAGUGGAGAAGCGUAAUCGUUUAAAAUUACUAUUGCCCUGGUUGGAGUCGCGCGUGCAUGACGGUUGUGUUGAACCUGCUACGCAUAAUGCUUUGGCUAAGAUCUAUAUCGACUCGAAUAACAAUCCCGAACGUUUCCUCAAGGAAAACCAAUACUACGAUAGUCGCGUGGUUGGUCGUUAUUGCGAGAAACGCGAUCCCCAUUUGGCCUGUGUAGCUUAUGAACGCGGUCAGUGUGAUCGCGAGUUGAUUGCUGUCUGCAAUGAGAAUUCACUGUUCAAGAGUGAAGCGCGUUAUUUGGUACGUCGUCGCGAUCCCGCACUGUGGGUUGAGGUUUUGUCCGAAGCAAAUCCGUAUAAGCGUCAGUUGAUUGACCAAGUCGUUCAGACCGCGCUCUCCGAAACACAAGACCCAGACGAUAUUUCGGUGACUGUGAAGGCCUUCAUGACUGCCGAUUUGCCCAACGAGCUCAUUGAGUUACUCGAAAAAAUUAUACUCGAUUCGUCGGUGUUCUCCGAUCAUCGCAACUUACAGAAUUUGUUGAUCUUGACCGCCAUUAAGGCUGAUCGCACACGCGUCAUGGAUUAUAUCAACCGUUUGGAUAACUACGAUGCGCCCGAUAUAGCCAAUAUUGCAAUUUCGAAUCAAUUAUAUGAGGAAGCAUUCGCUAUUUUUAAGAAAUUCGAUGUGAAUACUUCCGCUAUACAGGUGCUCAUUGAGCAGGUUAAUAAUUUGGAACGCGCCAAUGAGUUUGCUGAGCGCUGUAAUGAGCCAGCCGUCUGGUCACAACUUGCGAAAGCGCAACUCCAGCAAGGACUCGUUAAGGAGGCAAUUGACUCGUACAUCAAAGCCGAUGAUCCAAGUGCGUACAUGGAUGUGGUCGAUGUCGCCUCGAAGGCCGACUCAUGGGACGAUCUGGUACGCUACCUACAGAUGGCACGUAAGAAGGCGCGCGAAUCGUACAUUGAAAGCGAACUAAUUUACGCCUAUGCUCGAACUGGUCGUCUCGCCGAUUUAGAAGAAUUCAUUUCCGGUCCGAAUCAUGCCGACAUACAAAAGAUCGGCGAUCGCUGCUUCAAUGAUGGCAUGUACGAUGCAGCCAAAUUGUUGUACAACAAUGUAAGCAACUUUGCUCGGCUCGCUAUUACUCUGGUGUAUUUGAAAGAGUUCCAGGGCGCCGUAGAUUCGGCACGUAAGGCCAAUUCGACGCGUACCUGGAAGGAGGUGUGCUUCGCUUGUGUCGAUGCUGAAGAAUUCCGUCUCGCGCAAAUGUGCGGUUUGCACAUCGUCGUGCACGCCGACGAAUUAGAAGAUCUAAUCAAUUACUAUCAAGAUCGCGGUUACUUUGAGGAACUUAUUGCGUUGUUGGAGUCCGCUUUGGGGCUAGAACGCGCACAUAUGGGCAUGUUUACCGAACUGGCUAUACUCUAUUCGAAAUUCAAGCCGUCUAAGAUGCGCGAGCAUCUCGAGCUGUUCUGGUCGCGUGUCAACAUACCAAAAGUGUUGCGCGCUGCCGAAUCGGCACACCUUUGGUCCGAACUGGUAUUCCUCUACGACAAGUAUGAAGAGUACGAUAAUGCAGUGCUAGCCAUGAUGGCACAUCCGACGGAGGCUUGGCGUGAGGGUCACUUCAAGGACAUCAUCACAAAAGUGGCCAACAUCGAACUCUACUACAAAGCUAUACAAUUCUAUUUGGAUUACAAACCCCUGUUGCUGAAUGAUAUGUUAUUGGUAUUGGCACCACGUAUGGAUCAUACACGUGCCGUUAGUUUCUUCUCGAAGACCGGCCACUUGCAAUUGGUGAAACCGUAUCUGCGUUCAGUGCAAUCGCUCAACAACAAAGCGAUCAAUGAGGCGCUCAAUGGACUGCUCAUCGAUGAGGAGGACUACCAGGGUCUGCGUAACUCAAUUGACGGUUUUGACAACUUCGACACAAUUGCAUUGGCACAAAAACUUGAAAAGCACGAAUUGACAGAAUUUAGACGUAUUGCUGCCUAUUUGUACAAAGGCAACAAUCGCUGGAAGCAGAGCGUCGAAUUGUGCAAAAAGGACAAACUCUACAAGGACGCAAUGGAGUAUGCGGCUGAGUCGGGCAAACAAGAGAUCGCCGAAGAGCUGUUGGGUUGGUUCCUCGAGCGUAAUGCCCAUGAUUGUUUCGCUGCCUGUUUAUUCCAAUGCUACGACUUAUUGCGGCCCGAUGUCAUACUGGAGCUGGCAUGGAAACACAAUAUUAUGGACUUUGCUAUGCCGUAUUUGAUACAAGUAAUACGCGAAUAUACUACUAAAGUGGAUAAACUGGAACAGAACGAAGCGCAACGCGAAAAGGAAGACGAAACUGUCGAACACAAGAACAUCAUCACAAUGGAACCACAACUGAUGAUCACCGCAGGACCGGCUAUGGGCAUACCACCACAAUACGCGCAGAAUUAUGCGGCGCCGCCUGGUUAUGCGCCAAACAUGGCAUAUCCCGGCUAUGGAAUGUAGGCAACCACUACAAAAACACACUCAUCACCACCAACAACACCACUACAUUGUUGAAAGCUGAAAAACAAACUUAGAACACCAUCAAUAAUGCUGAAGAAACUAAACACACAUACACACACCCACACAUAUAUAAAUAUAUAAAAACGAAAAUUUAUUAUAAAGCAAAUAGUGAAAUAAACGCAAAAUCAAAAUUUCUUAUGUAAAUGUAGUUGUAGUCACAUCUUUAUAAAUGUUAUGCAUAUAAUUAUGGCAACAACAAAAACACUACAUUUUACAUACAUAAAACAUGAAAACAAUGGAGAGGAGUGUUUCUUGGCGUGUGUUCCGCAUAUAUUAAACUAUAUACAAUUAUACAUGAAUGUAUUACGAGUAAAUAUAUAUAUAAAAAUAAUUAUUACACACAUACAUUACCAUUAUUACAAUUACCAAUUAAAAUUAUAAUUACAAAUUGUUUGUUUAAUUAAUUUCGUGCUUUGUUGUCUCUUCUUUGCAUAUGGUAUUUGAAAUUUUAAUUUAAUUUUUUUGUAUUUAUAUUUGUACUUGAUGUAUUUAAACCCCUUUCUUUAAACUAUUACUUCAUUGCCUAUCAAAAAUCGCUGAACUAGUAUUUUUCAAAAUAGUUCAAAAAUAAAAGAAAAAUCUACUCCAAAAAAAAAAACA
Messenger RNA from Ceratitis capitata (Mediterranean fruit fly), 6411 nucleotides. It is a transcript of the gene Chc, whose product is annotated as clathrin heavy chain. Lineage: Eukaryota; Metazoa; Arthropoda; Insecta; Diptera; Tephritidae. The record is from RefSeq and is a predicted model, not a curated record. The transcript is spliced from 9 exons. Bases 721 to 5751 code for a protein of 1676 amino acids. Gene Ontology annotation, cellular component: clathrin coat of coated pit; clathrin complex; clathrin coat of trans-Golgi network vesicle. Gene Ontology annotation, molecular function: structural molecule activity; clathrin light chain binding. Gene Ontology annotation, biological process: intracellular protein transport; receptor-mediated endocytosis.